AUGGCCUCCUCAAGCAAGACACAAGUGCUUAAUCCUCCUAUUAUCGUCGGUGGAAAGCUCAUUGCGGAUGGCGGGAAGCGGUACCAUUGCACGUUUGAGGGCUGCACAAAAUCCUACAGAAAGCCCGUUCGAUUGGAGGAGCACGAGCGGACACAUACCGGUGAAAGACCUUUUGUAUGCACAACAUGUCGAAAGACCUACUUCCGGGAUAGCCAUUUACAGGCACACAUGCGGACCCAUAUGCCAGAUUCGUCUCGGUCAUUUGCAUGCCAAUUUGAUGGCUGCGAGAAAAAGUUUUGGACUCCUCAGCAUCUCAAGCGUCAUGAGGAAACGCACUCCGGAGAAAAGCCAUUUAAGUGUUCAGAACUUGGAUGCUCCCAGUCUUUCUCAAAGCACAACCAGCUCCGUUCGCAUAUCUCCUCGGUUCAUUGUCAAUCAGGGACUAAGAACUUCCGAUGUGAGCAUGAAGGAUGUCCAAAGAGCUUUGCUACUAGCCAAAAGCUGAAGGCACAUGCAAAAAUACAUGAAGACCACCGAUAUACAUGCACUCAUCCCGCGUGUCUAUCUAAGAGCGAAAACGAAUACUUCUCCGCCUGGAGUGCACUACAAGCACAUACGAGGGCGACACAUCCACCAACUUGCCCUUACGUUUCCUGCAACGGGAAGAUCUUCUCUCAGCAAAAAAUUCUUCGAGUGCAUUUGAAAAUUCACGAGCAGCGAGAAGCAGAACAGACUCUUGCAAGUACAUACCGAGGAGAUGGUUGUGAAGCAGACGACGAAGGUGAAGAUCGUCCGAGUAAGAGAUCCAGAGGUGGUGAAGUCGGGAGGGAUUGGAAAUGUUCGGAGAGUGGUUGUGAGAAGGAUUUCAAAUCCAAAAAAGCACUAGCAACACACGUCAAGGUCGCACAUAUGCUCCGGCGUGACUUUGUUUGCACCUUCGAAGGAUGCGGUGCAUCAUUCGGGUAUAAGCAUCUUCUACAGAGGCAUUCAGCUCGGAUCCACUCGAUCCACGGAGAUUCUCAUGGAAAUCUUCAUUCUGUAGUACUCGAUGAAGUUCCCGCAGAAGGAUGCACACCCUUGAAGACACUGGAAAACAGUGUGAUUGACGUACUGACGGGUAAAGCAUACGAAGAUCAUGCGAAGCGGCGUCUCUCUGCUACGGAGACGCUUGCUUGCCCAUAUCCGGUCAUACCAGGACACAAAUUAGAGACAUCUAGUGGAUUGUCUUCAGCGCCAUGCAAAUUCGUCUUCAGUCGCGCAUAUGAUCUUCGCCGUCAUCUAGCAUCCGCACACGCGCUCAAUAUUGACCGAGAACAGGCUACAGAAGUGGUGAAAGCUUUGCGUCGGGCUGCAAAAGCACCUAGAAGUUGUAUAGACGGACUAGAUUUGUACGUUUGGUCAUUGAUAUAUUGGUAG
Molecule: messenger RNA, 1416 nt
Organism: Fomitiporia mediterranea MF3/22
Lineage: Eukaryota; Fungi; Basidiomycota; Agaricomycetes; Hymenochaetales; Hymenochaetaceae
Exons: 5
Coding region: 1-1416 (471 amino acids)
Biological process (GO): regulation of transcription by RNA polymerase II
Cellular component (GO): nucleus
Source: RefSeq, a predicted model, not a curated record